This is a messenger RNA of Contarinia nasturtii (swede midge), 7732 nucleotides long. It is a transcript of the gene mim, whose product is annotated as protein MTSS 2. Gene Ontology annotation, molecular function: phospholipid binding; actin binding. Gene Ontology annotation, cellular component: actin cytoskeleton; cytoplasmic side of plasma membrane. The record is from RefSeq and is a predicted model, not a curated record. The transcript has 22 exons. The coding region runs from base 1649 to 6139 and encodes 1496 amino acids. Gene Ontology annotation, biological process: plasma membrane organization; cell projection assembly. NCBI's taxonomy places the organism in Eukaryota, Metazoa, Arthropoda, Insecta, Diptera, Cecidomyiidae.
UGUCCGUGAAGGUUCGUACGAAACGGAUUUUAUCGAGACGAGACGAAACGAGAGAAAGAGUUUUACAAAGUGAUCAAAACAAGCGAGAGAACAGAGAAGAGAAAGAAUUGAUAAAAAGAAAACAGUUCGAUUUAAGAUACAAGUGUGUGAAUUAAUAUCGAUAAAUAACAUUUUUAUUUAUGAUUCUAAAUUUUUGUGCUCACUCAUAAAAAAAUUGUGUGUUUUUUGUGUAACAAAACAAAAAGAGCUGAAGUGUCUAUCAAUUGCAUCGAUUUACGACAUCAAAUCAACGGCACACACUAAAAGAAUUGGAAUCGACACUGCCAAACGACCAGGAUCGAAUUUAAUACACGCACACUCCACUUCGGCAAAAUGCAAAUCAAAUUUCGAUUGUGUCAACAAUAAAAACCCAAUCCGAAUAUAAUCGGUUAAUAAAUAGACAUUGCAUUUUCAAUUUCUGUUGAAUCCAUCGUCGGCAAAAGUAAAUGACGAUUAAAAAAACACCGAAUUGGAAAAAAGUGAGAAACAACAAUUGUGUGCUAAAGUGUGAAAUCGGCAAAUGAAAUAAAGUGAAUUAAGCAAUUAGCCUAGAGCAAACAGUGGGCAUCGCAUAGUUGUUUCUUCGAUUGCGUCGUCGUUGAAACCAAAUCACACAUACACAAACAACCAACCAACCUAACGAAGAAAAAAUACACAAACAAAGUUAAGGUGAACAAGUGAUUGGGUCUAUAUACUUUGUGCAUUGCAUUUUAAAUAUUAUCUCUCCCUUUCUCCAUGUAUACAUGUGAAUUUCAUUCUUUUUGCGCGCGUCUCAUUGAUAUUAAAUAGAAGAAGUGCGAAGUGUAAAGAAAAAAAACGACACCGAAUACGAUAAAUGAACAAACGAACCGAAACAAUAUAUAUAUAAAGUUGACAUAAGAAUUCGAAGAAAAUAGUGCACGAUCUGAACGGCCUGCUAAAAUAUACACACACAAACACAAAAUUCAUAUAAACAAUUACAAAAACCCAUUUGGGUUUUAUGUUCUCCAUUUCGUAUGCAUCAAAUAUGUCUCUUUACUUGUCGUGGCUUAAACAACAACAACAGUUCUAUUGUCGACGCACCGCAAAUGCCACGUUUUGCCAACACUUUCAUUCAAUCUAAUUUAUCGGCUGGCAAAUGUUGUGACUCUUUCAAUAUGAGUAAGUUGUGCGUAUUUUAAGUGCGUUGUGUUUCGCUCUGCGGCUUUACACACACACACACAGUCACACACAACGACGACGGCAGUAAAAUAUAAGUCUUGUGAAAUAACCGCUAGUAAAGGAAGAAACAGUGAAAAACCACAUAAGAAUAGACAAUCUUAAAAUCGUUGUGAAAAUCGAUCGUAUAUCUCAUACAUCGAAAAUAAUAAUAAAAAAAGUGACAUUUUCGCCCAAUCCCUUUAUUCGCCCGCAUACAAAGUCGAAUCUGUGUUUUGAUAUUCAUAUAUUUCGUUCUAUUCGGCACGGGCAUAUGAGCCACUGUCUGGCGUAUGGUUUGCACAAUAAUACAAUUCGCGCGACAAACGAGCAUCGACUAAAUUGACAAGAAAAAAACAACAAACAACACGAACCAAAACAAAAACCCAUACACACUUACACCGAAACGGAAACAAAACGAAAACGCAUAACAAUGGAUAUAAAUUUGGAACGAGAUGGUGGUGUCAUUGGCACACUAUUUCAACAAAUUAUCAACGACAUGAAGAACACGAGCCCACUAUGGGAAGAUUUUAUGGCCAAAGCGAAUAAGCUGCAUGUAUGUUUACGUGCAACGAUUCAAGCCAUUUCAGCCUAUUUGGAUGCGUUCCAGAAAAUAGCAGACGCUGCCACCAACUCAAGAGGCGCAUCCAAAGAAAUUGGUACAGCAUUGACCCGAGUCUGUUUACGGCAUAAAGCGGUAGAAACGCGCAUGAAAAGCUUCACAACCGCCAUUAUGGACUGUCUAAUAUUGCCAUUGCAGGAUAAAGUUGAAGAUUGGAAACGUCAAGUAGCUGUUAUUGAUAAGGAACACGCAAAGGAGUAUAAACGUUGUCGUGCUGAAUUAAAGAAACGGUCAACCGAUACGCUUCGUUUGCAGAAAAAGGCCAAAAAAGGUCAAUCGGAUUCGAUACAGAGUUUGGUCGAAUCAUCAAUGCACGAUAUCACCCAACGUAAAGCCGAUUUGGAAGAGGUUGAACGUCGUUCAUUACGUGCGGCCAUGAUCGAAGAACGAACACGGUUUUGUACGUUCGUCAAUUUAUUGCAGCCGGUGGUGAAAGAGGAAUUCGAAGUUAUGUAUGAAUUAGGUCAUUUACAAGAGGCUAUGGAAACAAUAACAAAUGUCACAAAAAAUCCAAACAUUCUACCACAAGCGUCCGAAGAAUUAAUUCUUGAAACAAAAACAUCGGCAUCAUUUCUCUAUCCCGAAUCGCCUGGAUCGCAUGGCUAUUCAAAUUCGUUGGGCUCACGUAAGAGUUCCGUGUGCUCAAUCAGUUCGAUAAACAGUAGCGGUUCGAGCAACUCACCAGGAAUGCCGUACCAAAGAUCUCUUUCGCAGUUAAUGACACCUGCAAUACGUUUAAAACCGGGCGAAUCUAGUGAUAGUGGCUUUUGCUCAUCGCCGGCGCUUACAACACAGGCAUCAACAACAACCAAUCAAACACAUGCUGUGUCUACAUGGCCACCACAUUCACAGGAUCCAGUUACAUCGCUCGAUAGACCGCAUACAAUUUCAACAGCAUAUGAAAAAGGUCAUCAACGUCCACCGUUGACCGUGUACACUUUCCAAAAUCCAGAUGGAUCGACCACAACCACCGAACAACAGCAUCCAGUUCAAAAAUCACCUGCAAACGUUGCAUGCCGGCCACCAUUACCAGUGCGUUGUUCGUCAUUGGAACGUCCAUUAUCGUCAACAGCCGGAGCUCGAAAUCAAACAAUGCAUAACAUGAGACAGUCACCAUCACCAUUGCCAGCGCACAUCACAAAAGAAUAUCCAAUAAUCCAACCGACUUAUGUAAAUAUGUCGGAAUUGGCAACGAUGGCCGCACUUAAAAUCACUAAUUCAAUCAAUCAACAUUAUCAACAACAAAAUCAAGAACCAUUAACACCGAUCCAAUCACAUACACCAAAUAUGCCAUUUUCAGCGCAAUCACCACAAUCGGAUUCCUCUUCUGUAACAACGACAUAUAACAAUCUGACCACCACCACAAAUACCAACACCAAUAAUACCAAUACCACAAAUUCCAUGACCACGAAUCCAGAAUCACCACUGUCAACCGCCACCGAUGACACAUUAUCCCGUCAAGCAUCGGUCGAUGCGGCGCCCUCAUCACUAAAUGACUACGAUGAUUAUGUUGUACAUGACAAUCAAACAUUGUCAUCGUCCACAUCAGCUAACAAUUCAAUAGGAGUGACUUAUAAUGACGAUGUAGACGAUUACAAAAGUACUGGUUCUGUUUUAGAAAAAUUAUCAUUGUUCGAGAAAUUGGAGCAGCGUCAAGCUAGUACAGCAGCAGCUGCUGCCGCUGCCGCUGCCGCCGUCGCACUAGCCAAAACGAAUUCGAUCACAUCGAAUGCCGGGAACAACGAAACACAGUCGAUUAUGAGGCGCAAUGACGAUCUUAACAAAUCGAUUCGGUCAAUCGACAAGGAUCCAGGCCAAAUGUAUGAAGACUCAAUUCAGGAGCUAAACAAUUUAAUUGGCGAAUUGGAUUCGUUUCAACGCGAACACGAGCAGAAAAUGAAGCAAAAACAGCGUGAGAAACAGCAGCAGCAGCAGCAACAUCAGAAGCAAUCAAAAUCGUUGGCCAAUGUUCAUGACGUGCACAAUACAACGGCCGAUACAACAUUGACGGCAUCAUCAAUAGGCGAUGCGAGUGAUAUUUAUAAUAAUUUUGAUAAAUUAUCGAUUGGCAGCAGUGAUCCAAAUCCAUUGAUGUGUUCAACGACCACGCAUUCGAGUGACAUGACAUUUGGCAGUGAUACAGGCGAUUUAACCGAUUGUCAAGCAACGACCAUGUCGCUAAAAUUAAAUCUAUCAACGACAGAGCAUCCACUUAUCAUGCACAGCAGUACGAAUAGCAUAAACGGUGGCAUGAAUGGUACGUCGAUGACAAGUACCACAUCUAGUUCGAAUGGUUCCACAGUCGCUCGACACAUCGAACUCAUUCCGGACGGUUACAAUGUUAGCGACGAUUAUGUCAAAGAAAAUACCGAAAUUGUUGUCUUACGGCGCAAAGAUAGCCAAACCGAUUUGAAUAACUGUGGACAAGAACAAAUGAGCCCGGUGGUUAGCGGGAAUGGAAAAGAUGUAGAACGUAUUAGUUCGUUUCGGUGUUCAAGCUUUGGUAAAACUGAAUCGGCCAGUCCAAAUGAUGGUAAAUCUACAUUAAAACGUGGCCUAUCGAUCACAUCAGCCGAUUCAAUUGCAAUGAACAAUCGCAACAGAAACGAGUAUAAUUCAAAUGGCAUGGCUGUGAUGAUACACGAUCAAGACGUUGUCGAUCAUGCGGAUAUUGACAAUAAUGAUAGCGCAACAAUAACACAGAUGAUUCGGCAAAAACCGAUCAUUGCAUCACGACCCGCUUCUUUGUCUGGUUGCGUGAAUCGAAACACAACGAGACGAACAGCAAACAGCGUAAAGCCACCACCGCCAGUUAGACGAAGUUCAAGUGUGACACCAAGUCAUCAGCUAGAUGUAUCACAUUCGUCGUUGCAACCGAACGUCAUGAACGCAUCGUCCGAAAGUUUACCACCGCCACCCGCAUAUUUGCUCGAUUCAACUGGUCGCACAUCACCUGGCAAAGUUGGAGAAACUGUGAAAGCGUUGACCGAAUUGAAUCACAUGCCGGCUAGUCCGAGCGUUUUAAGAAGGAACAUAAGUCAAAUAAGCCCGGCUGCACCACAGACAAUAUAUUCGACCUCAAACCAACAACAAUCACCAACACCAUCACAACAACAACACAAUCCAUUUUACGGUAGUAGCCCACAAAGUGACUACUAUUCGACCACCAAUCAAACCAAACAGUCCCAAUCCAUUUAUAGUACAUUACAACCAUCACAUUCUUCACACAAUUCUUCUUCUGAACAAUCACCGUCAUCACUUCCAAUCUAUUUAUCAACUCGUCAAAUUCAAAGUGGCAUUUAUGCACAACCAAAACAUUUAACAAAAGUAUCGAGUUUCCGAAAUGCUAGUCCAAAUUCUGCUCGAAAUCAGCCCGGUACUCGAGUUAUUACGCAGUUAAAUACAAGUCGAACAAAUGAUUUGCAUCAACAAAUUGCACCGCCGACCGCACAAGCAAAGACUACGCCAUCAUCGCAUCCACAUUCAAAUCAAAAGAUUUAUGCACAAAGUUCAUACCAUCAUACAAUGCAAUCACCCUCACCACAUAAUUCCGAUCAUACAUACCAACAAAAUCAUGAAGCAAAAGCGCCCAAAACGAAACCCGAACGAAUCUAUACGAGCGCCAGUGAUAGAAAUUAUCACUAUCAUUAUCAACAACAACAGCAGCAACACCAUCACCACCACCAACCACAACAGCAACAGCAGCAACAUCAUCAGCAACAGCAACAAAACAACCAACAUUCAGUACACGGAAUGGCUAUGUCAAACGAUGGGCCAUAUUCAAAUCAUCAUCAUCAACAGCAACAGCAAUCACCCUAUCAUCGUCAUUACAAUGUACAACAAAAAAUUUACGUAUCCACGAAUCCAUUCAUUCACACAACGACAUCACACUAUUCGCCUAGCUAUUCGCCGACCAGUUUCGGCAAAGAAUCCGGUCCAGUCUAUGCAACUUCGCCACCCACAUCGACCACAAACUAUUCGUCACCGAAUUAUGAAACAACCAACAAUUCGAUUCGAGCCAAAUCAAAACUAGGAUUUUUAGAAAAUUUAAAUGCUAAAUUAGCGGAACAAAGACUGUCUGGAAAGGCAUUUGCUGUGAGGAAUAUUAUCAACAGCAAAGCAUUGAAAAGAGUUGAAGGUGGCAGAAGUCAAAUACCAGUGGCUAAUUCAAAUAAUUAUGCAAAUUGCGAUGAGCCGGACCCAAGAGUUUGUCAUGAAUCUCUGAUGGAUCAAAUAAAACGCGGAGCAACACUCAAACGAAAUAAGUCCAUCAACGAUCGCAGCGCUCCGAAAAUUUACUAAAAAUAUAUACACAUAUAUAAAAAAUCAUACGCAUAGAAGCUGCGAAUAUCGUCGCAUCAGGAAAUAAGAGAAGAGUCCAUUGACACUGAAAACCGAUCAACACAGAAGAUCACCGAAGAAGCAGCACAUCAUCACCAUCGAGUAAUCAAUACACGGGAAAAGAUGGCCAGCGCUAAAUUUAUAUGGUUCUGAAGUGACGCACACAAUAAUUUCCAAACAUUAAGUGGGUUUAUAUUUUGAAGAAAAACGAAAAGAAAUCGUCAUUAGCAUAUAAAACAAAAAAAAAACUUAUAUAAUAUUUAAACAUCAUAAAAAUAGACUCAUAACAUUUCGUAUAUAAAAUUGUAAAAGAAAACCUCACAGCAAGAGUUGCGCUUAUUUUGAUGUGCGUUUUUAUUACACAUUUGGCGAUGAUUUUAAUUAAGAAAAACAUCCACAUGAGCUCAUUUGUAUCCAUAUUCUGUGUAUAAAAUGCUUAGGUUUUUUCACAUCUAAAAUUAUUUGCUUUAAUUUGCAGGUCAUUUAUUCUAUUAAGUCUAUAAUUUUUUUCUUUCAUCUUAAUUGCUAAUAAUACAUAACGACAAAAUCACCAUCUAAUAAUUGUUCAAUGAAAGCAAAAAAAUCAUGCAAUUUCUAUACUUGAAUUGUAAUAUCGAUUAAAUUAUGACAACAACAACAACAAAAUGGGGAAGAAAAUAAAGGAAAAGUCAAACAUUCUAAAAAAAAACAAGAUGUUCUCGCUUCACUCGUAGACAUCGAUAGGAAUGGAGCCGCAAGAAUAUUUUUUUAAAAUACCAAACACAAUCGAACUGAUCGUUAUGAGAUUAACAACACGGGAACUGAAACUGUCCACAUUUAUACAAAAGUCAAAAGAAAAUUUGUCCACAAAUUAUUUUCGAAUGCGCUUUGUGUAGGCUUUUUUCAUACGAAUAGAGAAAACGCGUAGCAUUUUAUAAAUAAAAGCUAUUGUCGCAAAACGAUUUGGAUUCUUUUUUCUCAUUUUCCGCAUAAAACAAUUCAAUAAACGAACAAUUUGUGUCGAAUCAAAUAGAGGGGAGAAAACAACGUAUUCUUCGUGUUGUUUAAUCGUUUAUUUCACAAAACCAAGCUCAACAGAAAAAAAACAUCGAUCAUAUUGAGUUCAUUUAAAGCGUAUAUUUUAUUGACAAAAAUAGAAAUCUUGACAAAGAUCAUGAUGUAAGUUUACUACAAUGAAACGGUUUUUUUUGGAGCGACAUCGAACCGAAAUAGACUUUAAUAAAAAAAUAGAAUACCGCUAACAUUUGAGUUCUAUCCCAUACAAGGGGCAUUUUACUAUAUGCGAAUGCCAUUUUAUACGGAAUAUAUGAAAAUUUUCCUAUUCAUACAUGAAAUAUACGAAGCAAAGUAUAUUCAUCCGCAUCAACAUCUAUGAAAAUUCGUACAUUUCAUUCGCAACCAUUCGCGAAUGCCGCAUACGUCUUGCUAGAUGCGACAAACUGUCGUGUGACAUUUGUACAUACACAUUGCUGUGUUCAGUUUGUCGUGGAAGUUUCAAACACAAUGUCAUUGUUCUCAACUAAAUUUGAAAAACAGUUGAAGAAAAAAUACAAG